UUUGCGUGGUGACGUGUGCGGAAGCAGCAGUAAGAGAACAAGUUAUUCUGAAAACGAAUUUGAAGGCUGGAGCUGAUACUACACUGGGCAAAAUUGGAUCUACAUCGAAUACAGAGCGAAGGGGGUGGUGGCGGUUAGAGGGGGCCCAGAAAGUGAAGAACGCAAAAUGAAUGAGAUUCCUAAAGGGGUGAAUAUGGUUACCGACGGCAUACAGGGGUCGGGUGAGCUUCAAAUGGCCCCCUCUAUGAACCACAGCCAUGACAACGGGACGAACGAUGAUCUGGUUAGCUCUGUGACGCUGUACAGACGAAGGCCCAGGCUUUUCCAUGGAACAGUUCUUCCAUUUUUCGUUGUUCUGUAUCCCGGUUGGCUUUAUGCAUGGUUAGGCGUCUAUGGUGCCUCCGAGUAUCCCGAGGCCGGGCUGCUGGCGCUAGCGGCAAUCGGGAUCGCGCACGUCCUCACAGCGCUGUCUGGUUAUUGGUCCGUGCACGCUCACUGUUGGCUCACCUGUUCUAAGGAACAAGACCCUCAGAAGGCUACGCUUGCAAAAGUCGUGCCUACACCCAACAAUGGUUCUGCAGAGCUUGUGGCACUUCAGAGAGACCAGGACGACGCCGGCGAGGGCAUCCUGUCCUUCGAGUUCCAGAAGAUCCGCUACAUCUUUGACGACAAGGAGAAGAAGCUCUUCCUGCCCGUGGCCUUCCCCAUCAACCACGCCAUGGGCUACUUCCAGGCCUGGCGCGGCUACCAGGAGGAGGCGGACCUGAAAGCGGCGGAGAAGCGCUACGGCACUAACCGCGCCGAGAUGAUGGUGCCGGACUUCCUGGAGCUCUUCCGAGAGAGAGCCACCGCCCCCUUCUUCGUGUUCCAGGUGUUCUGUGUGGGGCUGUGGUGCCUGGACGAGUACUGGUACUACAGUGUCUUCACGCUGUUCAUGCUGGUAGCGUUCGAGGCCUCCCUGGUCCAGCAGCAGAUGAGGAACAUGUCUGAGAUCCGUCGCAUGGGGAACAAGCCCUACAUGAUCCAGGUCUACCGUAACAGAAAGUGGAGACCUGUUUCCAGUGAUGAGCUUGUUCCCGGAGACAUUGUAUCUAUAGGACGGUCCCCUCAGGAGAACCUGGUGCCAUGUGACGUCGUUCUUCUCCGGGGCCGCUGCAUCGUGGACGAGGCUAUGCUGACCGGCGAGUCCGUCCCCCAGAUGAAGGAGCCAUUAGAGGACCUGGACCCAGAACGGAUCCUGGACCUUCAGGGGGACUCCCGUCUCCACGUCAUCUCCGGUGGGACCAAGGUGGUCCAGCACACACCGCCCCUGAAAGCCAGUGCCGGUCUCAAACCGGUGGACAACGGCUGUGUGGCCUACGUUCUGAGGACAGGCUUCUACACGUCCCAGGGUAAGCUGUUGAGGACCAUCCUGUUUGGUGUGAAGAGGGUGACGGCAAACAACCUGGAAACCUUUAUCUUCAUCCUCUUCCUGCUGGUGUUCGCGAUCGCUGCGGCUGGCUACGUGUGGAUAGAAGGGACCAAGGAUCCCAGCAGGAACCGGUACAAGUUGUUCUUGGAGUGCACCCUCAUCCUGACCUCCGUGGUGCCUCCCGAGCUUCCCAUAGAGCUGUCUCUGGCCGUCAACACCUCCCUCAUCGCCCUCGCCAAGCUCUAUAUAUUCUGUACGGAGCCGUUCAGGAUACCGUUCGCGGGCAAGGUGGAGGUCUGCUGCUUUGACAAGACGGGAACGCUGACCAGCGACAGCCUGGUUGUUCGCGGGGUGGCGGGCCUGAGAGAGGGGAAGGAGGUGAUGCCAGUGUCUGAGAUCCCAGUGGAGACGCACCGAGUGGUGGCCACCUGUCACUCACUCGUCACUCUGGAUGACGGACAGCUGGUUGGAGACCCCCUGGAGAAAGCCAUGCUGAUGUCCGCCGACUGGAACCUGACUAAAGACGAGAAGGUGUUCACGCGGGGCAUCAAAACCCAAGGGCUGAAGAUCCACCAGCGCUUCCACUUCUCCAGCGCGCUGAAGAGGAUGUCGGUGCUGGCCUCGUACGAGAAGCUGGGCUCCACGGAGCUCUGCUACAUCUCCACCGUGAAGGGUGCCCCCGAGACGCUCAGCGGGAUGUUCUCUGAGCGUCCCGCGAGCUAUGACGAGGUCCACAAGGAGAUGUCAAGAGAAGGUGCCCGGGUGCUCGCGCUGGGGUACAAGGAGAUAGGGCACCUCAGCCACCAGCAGGUCCGAGAGAUGACUCGGGACGGGCUGGAGUGUGACCUGCGGUUCGCCGGCUUCAUGGUCGUCUCCUGCCCCCUGAAGGCCGACAGCAAGGCCGUCAUCAGGGAGAUCCAAGAGGCGUCGCACCAUGUAGUGAUGAUCACCGGCGACAACCCCCUCACCGCCUGCCACGUGGCCAGGGAGCUCCACUUCAUCCAGAAGGAACACACGCUCGUACUGCAGUCAGGCCCCGGUCCCGGCGAGUGGCAGUGGGAGUCCAUCGACGGCAGCGUGCACGUGCCCCUGCCCCCGCCCUCUGUGGACGAGUUCAUCGAGCAGUACGACCUAUGCGUCACCGGGGAGGGGCUCGCCCGGCUCAGCGCCGACAUCCGGCUCCUCAACGCCCUGCUGCCUCACGUCAGGGUGUUCGCCCGGGUUAGCCCCAAGCAGAAGGAGUUUGUCAUCACCAGCCUCAAGGGCCUGGGCUACAUCACGCUGAUGUGCGGGGACGGCACCAACGACGUCGGCGCUCUCAAACACGCCCACAUAGGUGUCGCGCUGUUGGCCAACGCUCCCGAACGCAUGCCGGAGAGGAGGAAGCGUGGGAGGGAGAAAGAGGUGGCGGCGGCGGCGGCCGCGGCCGCAGCGGCGGAGACCCGAUCCAUGCCGCCGGUUCCAACCUCAGGCAAGAUGAGCUCCAGGGCGGCCAGACAGAGGAUGAUGGCCCAGCGGGAGGAGCAGCUCGCUGCCCAGAAGGAACGGAUCAGCCAAGUGCUGCGGGAGCUUGAAGAGGACCAGAUCCAAGUGGUGAAGCUGGGGGAUGCUUCCAUCGCUGCCCCCUUCACCUCCAAACUCUCCUCCAUACAGUGCAUCUGUCACGUCAUCAAGCAGGGCCGCUGCACUCUGGUCACGACCCUCCAGAUGUUCAAGAUCCUGGCUCUCAACGCCCUGGUGCUGGCCUACAGCCAGUCCGUGCUCUACCUCGAGGGGGUCAAGUUCAGUGACUUCCAGGCUACUCUGCAGGGUCUGCUGCUGGCCGGCUGCUUCCUCUUCAUCUCAAGGUCAAAGCCGCUGAAAACACUGUCCAGAGAGCGGCCCUUACCAAACAUCUUCAACCUCUACACGGUGUUGACGGUGUUGCUGCAGUUCGCCGUUCACUUCUGCAGCCUGGUGUACCUGUACAAGGGAGCUCAGAGCAGAAGUCCGCCCAGAGCGGAAAAGUUUGCCGACCUCUAUAAGGAAUUUGAACCCAGCCUCAUCAACAGUACAGUUUACAUUAUGUCCAUGGCCAUGCAGAUGGCUACGUUCGCCAUUAACUACAAGGGCCACCCAUUCAUGGAGUCUCUGACCGAGAAUCGCCCACUACUGUGGAGUAUCGCCAUAUCGGGACUCGCCAUCGUAGGACUGCUGUCCGGGUCCUCGCCAGAAUUCAACGAACAGUUUGCUCUCGUAGACAUUCCAAUGGACUUCAAACUCGUGAUCGCCCAGGUCCUAGUGGUGGACUUUGUGUCAGCUCUCCUGGUGGACCGUAUCCUACAGUUCCUGCUGGGCAAGGGAACUCUCCGGCUGCCUUCCUGAACUCAUGCCCACCACGACCACAUCCACAAGAACCGCUGCCCUUAGCAACCGUGCUGUCGAAGCGGAGCCCCCAAAAAGACUUUGGAGGAGAAGGAGCUGUUGUGAUUUGGAGCCGUAAAUGACAUAUGGACCCGAAGCAGCUGAGGCGGUCAUGAUGGUGAACAAUACUGCACACUCCCAAGAGUACCUCUUCUUCUUUUGCCCCCGCCCCCCCCGACUUCUAAUAGAGUUCUUCAUUAGCCCUUUGUUUUUGCUUUCUAUUUUUCAUGCUCUAACCCUCUCCUGGCUCCCAUCCCUCCCUCUCUUUUCAACAUUUCUGUCUUGCUUCCUCCUCAUCCCACUCCUCUUAACACAGAGCCAAGAAGACAGCAGUAUUGUGUGAAAUGCAAGACUGAGUGUCAGCCAACGUGAAACCUCCGGGCACACAAUAAAGGGGCAUUCUCUGAGAGAAUUGCAAAGCAUUUGUAUUUUUUUGAUUUCUCUCCUUGAUUUUGUAAAAAGAUAAAUCUGUUGCAUAAAAAUACUUAACAAACA
This is a messenger RNA of Gadus morhua (Atlantic cod), 4309 nucleotides long. It is a transcript of the gene atp13a1, whose product is annotated as ATPase 13A1. Lineage: Eukaryota; Metazoa; Chordata; Actinopteri; Gadiformes; Gadidae. Gene Ontology annotation, molecular function: membrane protein dislocase activity; P-type ion transporter activity; ATP binding. Gene Ontology annotation, cellular component: endoplasmic reticulum membrane. The record is from RefSeq and is a predicted model, not a curated record. Bases 167 to 3775 code for a protein of 1202 amino acids. The transcript is spliced from 25 exons. Gene Ontology annotation, biological process: transmembrane transport; extraction of mislocalized protein from ER membrane; intracellular calcium ion homeostasis.